CCAUUUGAAGGAUUCCCCUAGUCUUCUAUCCUUCAGAGAUCAGGACCUGCCCUGGUCAAAGCCCAGCUGCUCAGCCAGAGAGAGAAGCAAACGGAUUGGCUGAUGGUUGCCAAUGGGGCAAAGGGGCUCCUCCCUCCACAGAGCCAGGCCUGUACCUUCCCCGCCUCCCUGGGUGUUACCUGUGUGGGCAGGUUUUGGGUAGGAACGGUGCCAGGAAGCAACCGGCACGGAUUGGAUCCUCUCUUGCGGAGCCCACAAAGACCCUCCCACAGGCCCUGCUGCCGCCCAUGACUGCCAUGCCACCUCGCUGGAAGCGGUCCCUGUGCCACUUGACCGGGCUUUUGGUUGGGCUGCUGUGCAGCCUGGCAACCCUCUUGGUUCUCAGUUUCCUGGCCAGCAGCCGCCGUGAGGACCCACUCUCACGUUCGCGGCCCUCCCAGAUGGGGAGUGGUGUGGGGGAACGACACAUAGACACCUUGCUCCUGCCGCCCCCCAACGCCUUCCCUCUGUCCCCAUCGCCCUGUGCCCUGACCGCCCCCUGGCUACUGGUGCUAGUGGCCAGUGCAACUGGGCAUGCGGCCCGGCGUGCGGUGGUGCGGCGCAGCUGGGGGAGUGUGAGGGUAGCAGGGGGGCACAGCAUGCACACGGUUUUUAUACUGGGGCAGCCUGGGGAUGUGGCACAGCAGGCAGCACUGGAGCGUGAGGCGGCCGAGCACGGGGACCUGUUGCAAGCGUGCUUUGCCGACACCUACGCAAACCUAACCCUGAAGACACUGGCGAUGCUGGGCUGGGCCACCACCCGUUGCCCCACUGCCCGCUUCCUGCUGAAGGCCGACGAUGACGUCUUCCUGAACCUGCCUGCCCUGGCGAGACACCUGGAGCGGCUAGCCGGCCCACCUGCUGCCUAUCUGGGUCAGGUCUAUUCACAUGUGGCACCCAUCCGCAACCCACACAGCCGGCACUACGUGCCCACCUCGCUCUACCCGGAACCUGCCUUCCUGCCCUACUGCAGCGGCACCGCCUACAUUCUCUCUGCCCCAGCCGCUGCCGCUGUCCUGGGUGCUGCCCGCCAGCUGCCGCUGCUGCCUGUGGAGGAUGUGUUUGUGGCGAUGUGCGCCCACCAUGCUGGCAUUGCCCCGCGCCACCUAGACUAUAUGUCCGGGGCUACCCACUACCCACUUGAUGCCUGCUGCUACAGGGAGGUGCUCUUCAGCGUGCAUGAAGUGGAACCUGCCGAAAUGCUGUCCUUAUGGGAGGCAGCUGAGCACCCCUGCACCGCCUGGCAGCGCUUCCUUGGCCUGACCCGCUGCAAGGUCCUGGCCUGGCUGGCUGCGGAGGACACCCCAUGACUGCCUUCCUUCCCUCACACCACCUGAUGACCCUGGGAGGAAAAGGCCUGGGGCUCUGCCUCACUCGGGAGUAGCUAUCUGGCCUUGGACAAGUGAAGGGGUCGAUUGAUUAGCAGAAGGGCUGCCAGGAACUCUGCCUAGAAGCCCACAGCUGCCGGCCUGGAUGCUGAGCUUCCCAGUUGGGACUGCGGGGUGAGACUCUGCCAGCUGUGGGAAUGCCAGCUGCCCUUUUGGGUUCUCCGGCAGAUGUGGGCCUUGAGCUGAAAAGCUGGAGGGAGGACAAAGGGCUCUGCUUCGACAACUUGCCCACCUGGUCAGUGUUUUUUAGGGGGUCAUUCAUCCCUAAUUUGGGUGCAUCGGGAGGCCAAAGUGGGCUUUUUACAACAUCAGCAAUGGAAAGGUUGCCCCUCUGAACUGUGCGUGGAGUCGGGAGGGGCCUGAAUAUCAUUUGGGGCUGUCUCUUACGGAAUGAGGUGACUCCUCAUAGUGGCCUCAUAGUGGCCAGGUGGGUGGGCGUGGCUGGAGCAGCUCGUGAUGCCACAAUGAGACAAGUCCCCAAGUUUGGAAUGUGUCAUGCCCCUGUCGGAAU
Molecule: messenger RNA, 1938 nt
Organism: Notechis scutatus (mainland tiger snake)
Lineage: Eukaryota; Metazoa; Chordata; Lepidosauria; Squamata; Elapidae
Product: beta-1,3-galactosyltransferase 4-like
Biological process (GO): protein O-linked glycosylation
Cellular component (GO): Golgi membrane
Molecular function (GO): hexosyltransferase activity
Source: RefSeq, a predicted model, not a curated record